AUGUCGACUAUAUUUGGAGCACGUGUCAAGAACGUUCUUUCUGCUGAUACGCUUGUGCUGGUUCCUUUGAAGGGGCCCAGUACAGAGCGAAUUUUGACUCUGGGCUACGUGCAGGCUCCACGGCUAAAUUCCGGCGAGAAGUACGCUUUUGAGGCCAGAGAGCUUCUGAGAACGCUCUUGGUCGGCAAGGAGAUCAAGUUCUGGAUACUCUACAAGAGCCAGUCAGAGAAAGAAUUUGGAGACGUGUCGACGCCGCUCUUCCCUUCCUUGAUUUCGUAUCUCUUGGAGAAAGGUGCCGUAAAGCUCAGAUCCGGAAUAUUCGACGACGAAGCUCUGCUUGAUUUGCAGAAAAUCGAGGCCAAGGCCCGCGACAAGGGUGUUGGCAUGUGGGCUAAGAACUUGGGUGCCAUUGAGACGGCCAAUGAGCUGACACCAAGUCAAAAAGAAAAGUCAAAGACCACACCGCUCGACGCCAUAGUGGAGAGAGUGAUCAGUGGAGAUCGUUUGAUGGUGAGAGCACUGGUUUCCAAAAACAAGCAUGCUGUGUUUCCUGUGCUGAUUGCUGGAAUUAAGGCUCCGAGAACGGCCUCUGCAGAGCAAGAGGCAGAGCCAUUUGGCGAGCAGGCCAAGAGCUACGUGGAGACCCGGUUGCUGGCCAGAAACGUCAAAAUCAGUGUUGUUGGCGAGUCGUCCAGCGGGAUCGCGGUUGCACAGGUGAUGCAUCCGGCAGGGAAAAUAAAUUCCAAGCUACUGGAGGAAGGACUGGCCGAGGUGGCUGACUGGCAGUCCGUUCUGCUGGGAGCCAGCGGGAUGGCAGAUUUGCGCAAGAGUGAGCGUAUUGGUAGAGGCCAGAAGAAAAACUUAUGGCACAACGAGGAAGGUUCGACAGAAUCCACUGAGAAGAGCUUCAACGGAACAAUUGCAAGAGUGAUUUCAGCCGACACGUUGGUGGUCCGUUUGAAAAAUGACACUGAAAUCACUGUUCAGCUCGCAUCUCUCAGAGGGCCAAGACAAUCUGACCCGGAAACUGCACCAUUUGUUGCCGCUGCGAGAGAAUUUGUUCGCUCCAAGGCCAUUGGCAAGCAAGUCAGGGUCGUGGUCGAGUCGAUUAGACCAAAGACAGAACAGCUUGACGAGCGUUCUCUGGUGAGUAUUUUCUUGAACGAUGGAACAAACCUUUCGGAUCUCAUUGUCUCCAAUGGCUAUGCAUCCGUUUUGAAGUUCAAAUCGGAAAGCAAGCCAGACUACUGGGACUCGCUGAUUGAAAGCGAGUUGCAGGCUACGAAGCUAAAGAAAGGAAUUCACGGCAAAAUCCCAGAUCCAGAGAGAAUCGUGGACGCCUCGGAAUCUGCUGCAAGAGCAAGACCAUAUCUUUUCUCCUUCCAAAACAGAACGAAGAUCCCGGGUAUUGUCGAGCACAUCACAGCUUCCAACAGGUUCAAGAUUUCCAUGCCUCGUGAGGGUCUCAGAUUGACCUUUGUACUAGGAGGGCUGGCAAACCCAAGAGGAGACGAAGAGAUAGCUGAGAAGGCUUUGGCGUUCACAACUAAAAAAGCGUACCAGAGAGACGUCCAUUUGGAUAUCUACAACGUCGACAAAUUUGGCGGUUUCAUUGGCAACCUUUAUUUCCCAGGAUCCAGUGUUCCGUUCCAAAUAUCCCUGUUGCAACAAGGAUUUGCCGAGUGCCACGAAAGAUCGCUCGCACAGACCAAAUAUGAAAGGCAAUUUUUGCAAGCAGAAGAGGAAGCAAGAGAGAAAAAGCUGGGUGUGUGGGCCGCAUACCAGCCUGAGGAGGCACCGGUCCAGCAGAUGUCAAAGCUCAGUAUUGACAGAAAAUACUACGACGUGGUGGUCACCGACGUUUCAGAGACGAUAGCUCUCCAAAUUCUCAACGACGAGCAGAAAAAGCUAUCUCCAUUCAUGAAACAAAUGCAUGCCUCCUCGUCGGGCUUCAAGCCGCUAGGUAAACCGCCAAAGGCUGGAGCACUUGUCGCUGCCAAGUUUUCAGAAAAUGGAAAGUUCUAUCGUGCGCUGGUGGUUGCUGUUGACCGCCAACUGAACAAGUACAAAGUCCGCCAUGUGGACUAUGGGAACAGCGAGAGCGUUCCGCUGUCUGACUUGCGCGAACUGCCUGCCAAUUUCGGAACCUCUGUGUUAAAGCCCCAGGCUCACGUGGCUCAAUUCUCGCUGGUCAAGCUUCCGCCAGCUCAGCCUAUCGACUACUUGCAGGAUGCGAUUUAUUUCCUUGAAGACCUGAUUUUGGACAGACAGCUCGUUGCGUGCGAGACUUUCCACAACCCAGAGCCAGGUGUCGAGAUGGACGUGGAACUGUACGAUCCAGAAACAAUUUCCAAGGAUCCAAAAUGGACGAUCAACAAAGAGCUGGUGUCCAAUGGUCUCGGUAUUGUUAAGAAGGACUUGAAAGAGUUCGAAAAGCUGCUUUCUGCCGAACAGCAGGCACUUCUGGAACUCGAACAGGAGGCCAAACGUGCUCACAAGGGCUGCUGGGAACACGGCGACAUUGAGGAGUAA
Molecule: messenger RNA, 2532 nt
Organism: Ogataea parapolymorpha DL-1
Lineage: Eukaryota; Fungi; Ascomycota; Pichiomycetes; Pichiales; Pichiaceae
Exons: 1
Coding region: 1-2532 (843 amino acids)
Biological process (GO): mRNA catabolic process; regulatory ncRNA-mediated gene silencing
Cellular component (GO): RISC complex; cytosol; nucleus
Molecular function (GO): RNA binding; nuclease activity
Source: RefSeq, a predicted model, not a curated record